CCUACUUAUACUUGAUACACUGCAUUUCGUCUCAGCAAGAGUUCUGCAGCUGGUGCACUUACUUAUGUCGCUGUCCCUUGCUCCGCUCUCCCUCGCUAAUGUGCGUUUUGAACACAAGUUAAGACUAGCUCAAAUCUCAGUAGCUACUUUGCUGGCUGGGGCCGCGAAUUCUCGCGCUGCUGACUCGUUCACCGGCUCGGCGACGCUGCUCAGACGUCAGCUGAAGCCAGCUGUCACGUAAGGUUUACGAGUCAGCGUCCGUUUCUAUCAGCUUUGCUUCAAAGUUUGUCUUCUCGGUCGCCCGCGUCAUGGCCAUCCAACAUUGCUCUGCAACACUACCGGCAACAACGUUCACACGUUCGUCCACAGGAUUCAACCUCUCGCUCCAACCUCCAGCCCCCGCAACCAGGCAUCGUUUACUGCAAGGAAGCGACAGCGCAAAUGGAAGCGGCCGGGGGGUCGUUUUGCGGGCAAUUCCCCGUGGACCCUGCCUUCAAGGUCCUGUCGCUGGAGUAUUCUGCCCCGAAUCCCGACAUCGCCCGGGCUAUCCGGCGUGUUGACUCGGUGCCGAACCCCCCGCUGCCGAGCCAUGUCGUCGCCAUCGAAAGCACUGCACUAGAUGCGGACCUGUCGCUUGCUAUGGGCGUCUCGCUCACGCGGGGCCGGCACACGUCGUAUUUGGUAGACGCCGUGGCUCUGCAGCAAAGCAACAGCGCCGCGGUGGCCGCCCGCAAGGCUGACGGUGACAAGUGGGGCCCAGCAUGCGACGAGAUCUUCCGGGGCUGUCGGUGUGUGACGGGGCAGGAGGUGGUUUCUACGCAGCUGUAAAGGAGCCGGCGGGGAAGGUGGAGGGGGGCGAGGGCUCCAUAUUCAAGCCCUCCUUUGAUGGCCCUGCCUUUCGGCCCUCAUGGGGCGAGCUGAGCGGCAAGGCAACAGGCGUGGUGGCAUGUGUCCUUCAGGUGCCAAUUGGCGAGGAGACGGACAUAAUCUGCGCCGAGUACGACAACCUGGUCAGCAAGGGGCAGUUCGUGACUAUGGACCGGUUCAGUGGUGACCACACGGUGAACAUGACCGGCAACGCGCUGAUACAGAAUGACGGCAAGGCCAUCUCGAAAGGGUACGCCGUGGCGCAACGCGCCCGUGUCACCAGCAACGUGGGGGCGGCGUGGGGCUACGGUGGAGGUGGCGGGUUUCAGGAGCUCUUUGGGACGGCUGGCUGACAGGCACUACACCUCCGACAUAGUGCUCAGCAACGACCCGUCCCCCAGACGGCUGGCUGACUGCCACUACACCUCCGACAUAGUGCUCAGCAACGGGGCAACCAUGUGACACAGCCAACAAGCAGGCAGUGGAGGCGCAACUCAGGAUCCGGCAUGGGCAGCAGCUGGUCCAGCACUAGGGGUGGAGGCGGGCAUGAUGGUGCCAAGGACGGAGUUUGGUCGUAGGAAGAUGUGGCGGCUGCGGUGGAGGUGGGCAUCAAGGUUGUCGGAUGCAUUGUACCCAGCAGACACGCAAGUGAUGGCGCUAGUCAUUGUUAGAAAUUGCACGCAUACAUAUAGGCAGACAUCAUACGAGGUUUGGUGUAGUGUUGCAUGAGCGUAAUGGACUUGUCAACGAGGAGCAGGUGUGUGGCCGGUGUCAUAAAAGGAUAACGCAAUAUUGCGCGGUGUACAGUGUGAAUCCUAAGUGUGUUAGUAGCUUCCAAGACUUUCUGUUCAGGUGCUGAACUUUCCUGUUCAAGGGCUUCACUUGCCCGUAAGAAGUUUCCCCGUAUGGACUUCCCCGUACAAACUCCUACUUCCUUUGAAAGC
Chlamydomonas reinhardtii is the source of this 1811-nucleotide messenger RNA. RefSeq lists its product as uncharacterized. Lineage: Eukaryota; Viridiplantae; Chlorophyta; Chlorophyceae; Chlamydomonadales; Chlamydomonadaceae. The record is from RefSeq and is a predicted model, not a curated record. The transcript is spliced from 9 exons. The coding region runs from base 762 to 1220 and encodes 152 amino acids.